AGAAAAGCCUGGCAAACACAUCCACAGGCUUCUAGCCCCACUUGGGAAACAGUGACGUGGAGAAAGCUAUCCAAGGAGGAUGCAGAGUUUGCAGGUUGCGACAAUAAUCUUCAUUUGUUCAGGCCUGCUAUUUCAGAUACACUGUGCCUCACUGUAUCCACAAAGCUCUCAGGUAAUGAGGCAGAAGAGAAUGACACCUUUCUGGAGAGGGAUCUCAAGACCAAUUGGAGCAUCAUGCAGGGAUAACAGUGAAUGCUCCACAAGACUAUGCAGGAACAAACACUGUGCUGUAGUAUCAUCACAGAUGUGAUUCCUAAGAAGAAGAAAAUAGUGCUGUUGCCUUUGCCAAUGCUCCUCCCUGUUUAUUUAUUGUCACCAUCCCUUGGAAAUA
Molecule: messenger RNA, 391 nt
Organism: Varanus komodoensis (Komodo dragon)
Lineage: Eukaryota; Metazoa; Chordata; Lepidosauria; Squamata; Varanidae
Gene: LEAP2
Product: liver enriched antimicrobial peptide 2
Exons: 3
Coding region: 80-310 (76 amino acids)
Biological process (GO): antimicrobial humoral immune response mediated by antimicrobial peptide; defense response to bacterium
Source: RefSeq, a predicted model, not a curated record